This is a messenger RNA of Eimeria acervulina, 957 nucleotides long. RefSeq names its product CAM kinase, CDPK family, putative. Bases 1 to 957 code for a protein of 318 amino acids. NCBI's taxonomy places the organism in Eukaryota, Apicomplexa, Conoidasida, Eucoccidiorida, Eimeriidae. Gene Ontology annotation, cellular component: nucleus. The record is from RefSeq and is a predicted model, not a curated record. Gene Ontology annotation, molecular function: ATP binding; cyclin-dependent protein serine/threonine kinase activity. The transcript is spliced from 6 exons. Gene Ontology annotation, biological process: protein phosphorylation.
AUGCCGCCAUACUGGCGAGUAUGGAAGGCCCGCGACAGCAAGAGAGAUGUAAUUGUUGCGCUGAAGCAAAUGCGGUUGCUGCCGAAACAAAGUCAUUUAGAAGGCCUCCCUCGAGGAGCACUGAGAGAAAUUACUCUUCUUCAGAGACUCCAGCACCCAAACAUUGUUGAGCUGAUAGAAGUUGCUGUGGGUCCCGACAUAUCUCGCGCUCGUCGCCCCACACCGCAGGAGUUGAGGGAGGAGGGGUCUCUCUUCUGUGGAAACUGCUACGUCUACCUCGUGUUUGAAUUCUGUGAGAGGGACCUGGCGGACCUCGUAGAAGACAGAAAAACUCCAUUUGGGGCAGGAGAAAUAAAAUGCAUCUUGCGGCAGCUGCUGCUUGCGCUUAAUCACCUACAUUUAAACAAAGUGCUGCACCGCGACGUGAAGCUGUCAAACAUUUUGCUAAAUGCUGCGGGGCAGAUUAAACUCGCAGACUUCGGUCUAACCAGACCUCUAUGUCAGCCUUCAGGGCCGCUAACUGAAGGCGUAGUUACACUGUGGUACCGUGCACCCGAGUUGCUGCUGCAGUCGGCGGACUACGGACCGCCUGUCGAUUUGUGGGCAGCCGGAUGCAUCUUCGCUGGCCUACUCACCAACGGGUACCAUGCUACAACUCAUCCUGCUGCUGCUGCUCCUGCUGCUCAUCCUGCUGCUGCUGCUGUUGCUGCUGCUGCUGCUGCUGCUGAUGAUGAUGAUGAUGAUGAUCAUGAUGCUGCUGAUGAUGAUGAUGAUGAUGCUGCUGCUGCUGAUGAUGAUGCUGCUUAUCCUGCUGCUGCUGCUGAUGAUGAUGAUGAUGCUGCUUAUCCUGCUGCUGCUGCUGAUGAUGAUGAUGAUGAUGCUGAUUUUGAUGCUGCUGAUAUUGAUGUUGCUGCUGUUGAUGCUGUUGCUUCUGUUGCUGCUGACGUCUUUAUUUGA